Molecule: messenger RNA, 351 nt
Organism: Guillardia theta CCMP2712
Lineage: Eukaryota; Cryptophyceae; Pyrenomonadales; Geminigeraceae
Exons: 4
Coding region: 21-296 (91 amino acids)
Source: RefSeq, a predicted model, not a curated record
CGGAGGAGGGAGGAAGUGACAUGGGGAGGGGAGACCGGGGGGAUGAAAGGCGUGAGAGGAUCUCCUCGCAAGAGGGGGACAGGAGGGAGCGAAGCAGCGGAGGAGACACUCAGAAUGCAAACCUUCCUCGCGGUCUAGAAGAUGCCCUGCGACGAGAUACAGGUCGCGGGCCAUACAAGAGGAUGCAUGAGGCGCUCACGAAGAUGGCAACGGCGACCCCGGGCAAGAGCAAGCCUCCUCCUCUCCCUCACUUCACUCCCAGCAGGGACUGGAACCAUUUCUGGCAUCGAGGUUGAGGACGUCACAAAAUCUUAGCAAUACUGUACUGACAGUGAACUCGACUUACACGAU